GAGUUUGGGACGGGAGGGGUCAAAUUACAUACAAGUCAAAAACACCUGGUACCCUCCAUACCUACUGCAGCGAUAGAUUGACUUCUCCACUCUGUCCUCGCUCAACAACCACACCUCACCACCUCACCUCACCACCACCGUCACCACCACCACCGCCGCCCACCACCACGCUCGCUCGCCCACUCGCCCGUCGCGAUGCCCUCCCCGCGCCGCACCAAAGCCCUCCUCGUCGCGCUGAUGUCGGUUCUGGGGCUGACGUUGUUCCUAACAUACUACACCUCAUCCUCGCAGAGCCCAUACAUGCGUACACUACGUUCCGUGACCUCACCGGGGGGGCGGCUUUCUUCCUCUUCGGAGCCUGUCGUGCCCGCCUUGCCCGCAGCGGUAUACCCCGAAGCGCGCGCGGAGAUCUUCACGCUGCUGGAGGCUAACGCCGUCGUCGUGUUCUCGAAGAGCUACUGCCCCUACUCGAAGAAGGCCAAGGCCCUGCUGCUCGACAAGUACAGCAUCGUGCCUGCGCCGUACGUUGUAGAGCUCGAUUUGAGAGAUAAUGGCGCCCAGUUGCAGGCGGAGCUAGAGGUGGUUACGGGAAGGGGGACGGUGCCGAAUGUAUUGGUCAACGGGAAGAGCAUCGGCGGCGGCGACGACGUGGAACAGCUGGAUACCGACGGGACGUUGAAGGGUACAUUGCUAAGGCUGGGUGGGGAGAGGAUCACACAGGUCUCCUUGCAAUCGCAGGCGCAAUAGCAUCGAGGGCUUUUGGACGCGGAUAAUGUUGGCUUUGGAUAAGGAUGGCUCGCGCCGGGAUGUCAAUGUGGGGAUAUCUACCUAGGUACGGAUGCUGGGCACAAAAUGGGAU
This is a messenger RNA of Tricharina praecox, 859 nucleotides long. Its product is annotated as thioredoxin-like protein. The transcript is spliced from 2 exons. Gene Ontology annotation, biological process: cellular response to oxidative stress. Gene Ontology annotation, cellular component: fungal-type vacuole; cis-Golgi network; Golgi lumen. The coding region runs from base 196 to 747 and encodes 183 amino acids. Lineage: Eukaryota; Fungi; Ascomycota; Pezizomycetes; Pezizales; Pyronemataceae. The record is from RefSeq and is a predicted model, not a curated record. Gene Ontology annotation, molecular function: glutathione disulfide oxidoreductase activity.